AUGAAUCGUAAAAGAAGUAGUGUUUGGAAUCAUUUAAGUAUAAAAUCAAAUACGAUAGCUAAAUGUGGUUAUUGUCCCCAAGAAGUUAGCUAUAGUGGAGGAUCUACAGGAAAUUUAAUAAGGCACCUGAAGACCAAACAUAUUGGUGUACAUUUAAAUAGACAGUUGAGGGAGCAAAGAGACAACGUUGUACUAGCUCAAGAAAAUGAACCGACAGCAGAGGAAAAACUCUUGGCUCAAGAAAAUGAAGAUGAUCCUAUUGCUGUCACUCCGUCAAAUGCCGAGAACGCUAAGAACAUUGACGAUGUACCUUCUUCGAGUAACGUUCAAAAUCAACCAACUCUUUUAAAUUAUAUUUCCUCGGUGGCCACUCAAAGAACAGCUACAGUGAGUUCUGCUUCAAGUAUGCCAGUUGUAAGUACAGUCACAUCAUUAUCAAGUCAAACAUCUAUGUCAAGUUACAUAAUAGCAAGUAAGCCAAUUUCCAUUUCUAAAUCUAAAGCUAUCGACCAACAAAUUACUCGUUUCAUUGUUAACCAUUUCCAUCCUUUUUCUCUUGUUGAACAAGUCGAGUUUCGAAAGUUAAUAAAAAUGCUUGUGCCAAAUUAUACAGUUCCAACAAGAAAAACUGUUGCAAAUAGCUUGUUGAUGCAAAUGUAUGAAAGUGUGUAUCAAAAAGUGAAAUUAGAUGUACAAAAUGUUUCAGCUGUGAGUAUCACAACAGACGCCUGGACAUCUACUAACAAUCAAAGUUUCAUGUCAGUUACAGUACACUUUAUAAAUUCAGAUACACAAUUAUGUUCUCGUUUAUUAGGUUGUUUUUCUUUUACCGAGAGACAUACUUCUGACGAGUUGAGUAAAUUUCUCUUGAGCGUGGUGAAUGAUUGGGGGUUGGAAAAUAUGGUAGCUGCUGCUGUUACAGAUAAUGCAGCAAAUAUCAAGUCAGCAAUUAAAAAUAAUGGUUGGAGACAUAUCUCUUGUUUUGCCCAUGUCUUGAAUAUUGCUGUACAAAAAGGUUUAGAAUCAGUUCAUCCUAUAAUAGCAAAGGUCAAAGGUAUUGUUGAAUAUUUUAAACGAAGUACUUUAGCUCUUAAUAAGCUCAAAAAUCUUCUACAACAAAUGAGAUGCGAACAACUUAAAUUAAUUCAGGAUUGUAAGACCAGGUGGAAUUCCACGUUUCACAUGAUCCAAAGGAUUCUCAAGGUGAAAGAUUCUGUACUUGCAACUUUGGCUGUAACAAAUAAUGAACUGAACAACAUUACCAGCCAAGAAUGGCAAUUGCUUUCUCAGUGCUGCAACGUUCUAUCCAUUUUCAAUGAUGUCACCGAAGAAGUGAGUGCUGAAAAAAUAGUAACCAUUUCAAAGGUAGUUUUAUAUUAUGGAUUUUUGGAUGAACAUUUAACAUCAAACAUUUAUAAAAACGAUACAUUGCACGAAGUUGAAAAAAUGGCAACCGAGAUACAAAAUGUUCUACGUGCUUACUUUGGAAAUCUUGAAGAUAAAGAUGUUGUAGCCCAAUCUAUUAUUCCUGAUCCUCGCUUCAAAAAACAAGGGUUUUCUUCGGACAGCAAAUUUUUAGUGGCCAAAACUGUGCUUAGUAGGAAACUUCAAAGCAUUCGAAUUGGAACUGAAAACACUGCAGCUGGCCCAAGUACUGCAAAUCCACAAACGGCACAAACAGCAACAACUUCAUUAUUAUGGAAAACAUUUGAUAAUAAAGUAAAUUCAUUGAUUGGUCAAAAUAAUCCAACUGUUGCAGGAAUAGUAGAAUUGGAUAAAUAUUUAGCUGAGACGCUAAUACCACGCAGCAUGGACCCAUUGCAGUGGUGGUCAGAGCGUAAACACAUUUAUCCACGAUUAUUUGAAGUUGUAAAGAGGAGAUUAUGUAUACCAGCAACAUCUGUACCGAGUGAGAGAGUCUUUUCUAAAGCAGGUCAGGUGUUAACUGACUUUAGAAGUCGUUUGACAACUGACAGGGUUGAAAAAAUUGUAUUUGUUCAAUGUAAUCUAAAGUAA
Molecule: messenger RNA, 2016 nt
Organism: Macrosiphum euphorbiae (potato aphid)
Lineage: Eukaryota; Metazoa; Arthropoda; Insecta; Hemiptera; Aphididae
Source: the annotation of a GenBank genome assembly